Messenger RNA from Brassica napus (rape), 2219 nucleotides. Its product is annotated as DNA gyrase subunit B. Gene Ontology annotation, molecular function: DNA binding; ATP binding; DNA topoisomerase type II (double strand cut, ATP-hydrolyzing) activity. Bases 419 to 1957 code for a protein of 512 amino acids. The transcript has 11 exons. Gene Ontology annotation, biological process: DNA topological change. The record is from RefSeq and is a predicted model, not a curated record. Lineage: Eukaryota; Viridiplantae; Streptophyta; Magnoliopsida; Brassicales; Brassicaceae.
UGUAGUCUAUUAUUUUGUGGAAAAUCUCAUCGUCAAAGUAGAAUCCCCCAGGGGAGGUGCUCCAGAGUUUUAACUUUUAACCAUAUCUAGCACUUAACGCUGCGUAUAAAAUUUACAAAUAUACAACUUUGACAAUUUUAUUUAGAAGAAACUCUUAUUAAUGUUUUGAAUCUUUUUUUUUUGAUCAAAAUAAUGUUUUGAAUCUAAUCGUUGAAAACAACGAGGCAAAAACGAUGGGGGGUGGUUAUGGAUUUCAUAUCUGUCUCCGUAUUUUCGAUGUUUGUUUGUUGUCGUUAUAAAUAACUGACAGUUUUCUUUCAUAUUAAUCUCCAACAGGCACAUAUCGCUGCGGAUGAUUCACAAAACUUAAGAAAAAAAUUGCGUAUAUAAUCCGUGAAGUCAGUUGGUAAUUUCAGUAAUGUACGGUGGAAGAAGGGUAUCACUGCAUGAGAUCAAAAUGGUUAAAGUGUCUAUUGAAAGGGAGGAUAACGACCUCAAAAACAACCAUUAUAAAGAAUGUUAUUAUGCUGGAGGCUCAAGUGAAUAUAUCAGUUGCCUCAAUCCUGAUAAGAAACCACUUCAUGAUGUGAUGGGUUUCAAAAGAGAGUUAAAUGGUAUCAUCAUGGACAUUGCACUUCAAUGGUACGUAGAUGGAUAUUCAGACACAAUGCUAGGAUAUGCUAAUGGCAUCCGCACCAACGAUGGUGGAACGCAUAUAGACGGUGUGAAAGCUUCGAUAACAAGAACUCUUAACAGCUUUGCGAAACAGUCCAAGGUUUUCAAGGAAGAGGAUGUUACUUUCAGUGGGGAGCAUGUUAGGGAAGGACUGACCUGUGUUGUCUCAGUUAUUGUUCCAAAUCCCGAGUUUGAAGGUCGAACACAGACGAGAUUAGGGAAUCCAUAUAUCAGAGAAAUUGUUGAUCAAUCAGUCCAGAUGUACUUAACGGAGUAUUUUGAAUUGCAUCCAGAUGUGCUUGAGAGCAUUCUCUCCAAAUCUUUUAACGCUUAUAAGACUGCAUUGGCUCUCAAGAGGGUAAGAGAAGUGAUUAGAUCAAAUAGUGUAUCAACGCCAUGCACCAUUUCUGAGAAACUAACCAACUGCUCUUCUGAGAAACCUGAGAUUUUAGUAGGCAGAGGAGUUAUUUCUGGUGGCGCUGCAAAACAUGGUUGUGACUCUCUUGAUAAGCGUUUCCAAAGCAAAAGGAUGCGUGAACAGCCUCGACGUAAUAGUGCAGUCUCUACAGCUCAUGGAAAGUCUUUAGAGAAUACUAGUGAUUCAAGCUCUGACAAGAAGCGCCAAAAAACGGCCGCUGCUUCAAACCCACGAAACAGUAAAGAUGUUAGCGUCAAGAGUGACAAAGGUGGAUCCCCUGGUUCAGACAAAAUCAAACAUAUCCCAGUAGGUCAUGUUUUCCAGGCUGAGAUACCAGUUUGGAUUGCGCCAACCAAGAAGGGCAAAUUCUACGGCAGCCCCGGAGAUUCUGACACACUUAGGUGGCUAGGAACUGGUGUCUGGCCAACGUACAGCCUCAAGAAGAAAGCUCACUACAAAAAAGUCGGCGAAGGAAGAAAGGACACGUGUUCUUGCGCUUCUCCAGGAUCAACCAGUUGCAUAAAGCAACACAUUAGAGAAGAAAGGGAGCUUCUAGAGAAAGAUAUAGGGCGUGCUUUCUAUACUUGGGAGUUUGAUGAAAUGGGUGAAGAAGUGGGAUCAAAAACAUGGACGUCCAAAGAAGAGCAAAAGUUCAAAUCUCUUGUGAAGAAUAAUCCUUUGUCAAGUUGUGAUGGGUUUUGGAAGAUUGCUUCCAAGUCUUUCCCAAGGAAAAGUGAGAAAGAUCUCACUAGUUACUACUACAAUGUUUUCCUCAUCAGACGUAUGAGAUUGCUUGCUAAGUCUUCUUCUGCUGACCACAUCGAUAGUGAUGAUGACCAAAAUGAGCACUUCUUAGGUGGAUGAACAUGUUCCUUUUCCUAGUAAGCUCUUUGGUCAUAGGAUCCUUAUAGGGCAAAAGCACCAAUCCAAAUGUGUUUUCUUUUUCUUCUCAAAAACUAUACAUCUUUGUUUUCUUCUUCAUGACCUUUGAGAGUUUGAAAUAUUUUAAAUUUGGAAUUUCUGAGUUAGGGCUUUAAAAGUCUAGGAUUAUCUUUUUAGUUCUUCUCCUUUCUAAUUUGUAUUACCUUUUUUCAUUGCAAAAACUUAACAUCCUUGUUGACCUACC